CCCCGAGCCGCGUCCUCCAGGAGCCGCCUCCCCGCGGCCUCCUCCCUUUUGUCGCGCUGCCGCCGCUCGAGGGUCACUCUCCGCCGGCGUCUGAGCCCCGCGCGCUCCUCUCCUCUCCGCCACCACCGUCGAGAUGCUGGGCUGCGGCCUGGCCUGCGGGCGCUGCAGGUGGAUCCUGCCCUUGCUCCUGUUCUGCGCCAUCGUUUUCGACAUCAUCGCGUUGGCCGGCCGCGGAUGGCUGAAGUCGGACAAUGACAGCCAGGAGUCCUCGCUGUGGUCGCGGUGUACCUCACUGGGCACCUGCGACAGCCUCAUGGAGUAUGAGUGGGGAAAGGCAGCUGCCGCCAUGCUCUUCUGUGGCUUCAUCAUCCUGGUGAUCUGUUUCAUCCUCUCUUUCUUUGCCCUCUGCGGAUCCCAAAUGCUUGUCUUCCUGAGAAUGAUUGGAGGCCUCCUGGCCCUGGCUGCUGUGUUCCAGAUCAUCUGCCUGAUAAUUUACCCUGUGAAGUACAACCAGACCUUUCAGCUUUCUGGAAACACUGGUGUCACUUACAUCUAUACCUGGGCCUACGGCUUUGGGUGGGCGGCCACGAUUAUCCUGACUGGCUGUGCCUUCUUCUUCUGUUGCCUCCCCAACUAUGCAGAUGACCUGCUGGGCAAUGCCAAGCCCAGGUACUUCUACACAUCUCCUUAAGGUGGGGAAUGAGCUGAAGAACAUCACUGCUGCUGAGAUGGAUUCCAGAGAAAGAAACUGUUUCCCCCGGAAUACUUUGAACCUAUGUUUGGGGCAGUGUUCAUAUCAUUAAACUAUAGUCAAAAUGCUAAAAUACUUUGGGAGAGAAUAUUUCUUAACUAGUUUUAGAGUUUCAUAUUCAUCUUUUAUCUAUGAUUUGUAGAGUUAAACAAGACUUACUUCUUUUAACUAAUUACCUAAUUACUAAUAUGCCAGUGUUUCCUUAUAUCUAGCCAUACCAUUUAUAUUGCAUUUGUAAAAGAAUAUGAGAAUGAAACUAACCACAUAAUUUAUAAGGUAAAAAUGAGAAGGCUUCAGAGAUUUGAGUUAUCUGAUCAGGUUUCUGUUUUUCCCAGAUGGAAUGAACUGGGUCUAUUAAGGACUAAGGAGAAGAGGAAGAUAUUGGUAAAAAUUGCCAGUGACCAAAUAUUCUAAAAGAAAUGCAAAAAAUAAAUAUUUUUUCAAGCCUUCAGCUAUUUAAAGAAGCAAAAUCGUUUCCUAAAUGCAUAUCAUUUGUGAGAAUUUCUAAUUAACAUCAUGAAUAAUUGAUUUGCGGCUAAGCUUCCCGUUAACUUGAUAUGGCAUCUAGGGAAGUAUUCUUUCAUGGCCAAAGCCUGUUGCAGUAGUAAGGCCUCCUUAAGUAGUGAAAUCUUAAGAUGAAAUUUUCUCUUUUAAAGUGGUUUGUAGGGUUGGGGUGUGGUAAAGUGCUACUAAUAAUUCUGCGCUGUUUGGUGUCUAUAUGUUCUAGACUAGGGUAGACUGGAUUAAAAGAUGGACUGGUCUAACUCGUCGUAACCUCUAGGUAGGAUUAGGUUGUUCAGUAAACCAUUAGGAGGGCCAUUCCCAUCACAAAAGUAACAUUAAAACAGCCUAAAGAGAAGAAAUGGCUUGAAUUUUUCAUCUUAGACUUGACCAGGCUCUAAUCAUGUAGACACAGCUUCUGAUAGAUUGCAGCUGUAAGCAAAAACUCAAAUACGGUUAAAAACCUGGUUUCCCUUGGUAAACAGAUUAAAAAUAUCUGAGGUAAAACAUGCAACAGGAGAAUUCAGGGAUGUGGGAUUUCUCUGAAUGGCAAAUAUGAUAUAUCAUAUGGAUUUUUAAAAAAAAUAUUUGUACUUAAGUAAAGAAAACCAAUUCAUUUUAUGUAUCAAAUUAUUAUCUUGUAAGUUGUAAAAAUAAGCAGUUGCAGUUUUCAUUAUGAAUUUUUCCCAAUAAACCAGGUGUUCUAAUCUUG
This is a messenger RNA of Balaenoptera musculus (blue whale), 1964 nucleotides long. It is a transcript of the gene PERP, whose product is annotated as p53 apoptosis effector related to PMP22. The record is from RefSeq and is a predicted model, not a curated record. NCBI's taxonomy places the organism in Eukaryota, Metazoa, Chordata, Mammalia, Artiodactyla, Balaenopteridae. Bases 134 to 691 code for a protein of 185 amino acids. Gene Ontology annotation, biological process: cell-cell adhesion. Gene Ontology annotation, cellular component: cell-cell junction; membrane. The transcript is spliced from 3 exons.